This is a messenger RNA of Ipomoea triloba (trilobed morning glory), 1918 nucleotides long. RefSeq names its product putative membrane peptidase YdiL. The transcript has 5 exons. NCBI's taxonomy places the organism in Eukaryota, Viridiplantae, Streptophyta, Magnoliopsida, Solanales, Convolvulaceae. Gene Ontology annotation, cellular component: membrane. Gene Ontology annotation, molecular function: metalloendopeptidase activity. Gene Ontology annotation, biological process: CAAX-box protein processing. Bases 202 to 1107 code for a protein of 301 amino acids. The record is from RefSeq and is a predicted model, not a curated record.
UUCGGAUAAAACCGAUCCGCCAUGCCUGCAAUCUCCAAAUUUCAGCCCAGAAAGAGAGGCUUAAGCCUCUAUCUACUCUUUGGGAUCGCUGGUAUAGUGACAUGUUACAGUACUCUCUCCACGUGGCCCAAAAAAUGAGCUUCAUCUCCCAUCGUUUCAAUUCUUCAAAUUGAUGUUGAAAAAGUAGCAGAAGUUCGAAAGAUGAAUGCAAUUGUGGUGCGUGGACUUACAGUAUGCAUAUCAUCCGCAAAGCUUAUACGAGAGUCUCGCAACCAUGCUUUCAAUUCUAAGUUUUUGAGCUCCAGAACAGCUCUCAAGUGUAAUUGCGUGAAGAAGGAGAAAACCCAGAAUUCCUUUGAGGAAUUCUCAGUCCUUAAAUCCGAUAUUCCAUGUGAUAGUGGGAGUUUGUGGAGUGGUAUGGCUUUGUAUGUGUUCAGCUUUCAUGUUCCUUUGAGUUUUGGAGGGCUGUCUGCUAUCAGCAACAUAUUGCAUCGUCCUGUCCUUGAUCCCGAGACUGAGGGCGAUCUUUUCUCUUUUCCAGAACAGGCAAUAUCCUUGUUAGUUAUUCAAACUUUGGAGCUCAUCGGAGUUCUGCUGCUCUUAAGAUUUCCCAUGAAACCUCAGAGUAGCAUUCUUGAAUUCUUUCAAGCAAAGCAGGUAUCAAAAGAAAGGAACUGGUUGCUUGCAUCAGCUAUUGGCUUUGGCCUUCUUGUUUUCUUGGUUUUUCUCACAUCCUUCAUCUCCUACAGAUUGGUAGGGCCAAAAGAUGUUAACAAUCCAAUCGUGAAGGAAAUCCUCUCAAGCAGCUCCAUCUCUUUAACUGCAUGCAUUCUUGUCUAUUGCGUCGUCACCCCCUUCCUAGAAGAAAUCGUUUACAGGCGGUUUUUCUUGACAGCUCUUUCCUCUACAAUGAAAUGGCAGCAAGCAGUGAUCAUAAGCUCGAUGGUUUUCAGCGCAGUUCAUUUCUCGGCUGAGAAUUUCAUACCAUUGUUCAUCAUUGGCUCCAUCCUCGGAGGGUCUUACUGCUGGUCUGGUAACCUGUGUUCUUCUGUUGUGAUACAUUCAUUGUACAAUGCACUCACAUUACUUAUAACCUACAUGUCAUAACUUAAUAUUUCCACAAUAUACUUUUAAGAAAUAUAGGUGGUAACUUCUAUUCUAUUGUGCCCACGCUCAUACAUCAUGAACUGUAAGAAAAUAUUCACAUUAGAUGGGUGAAAAAUGCUAUGGGUGAGUGGAAGACAGGAAUGGUUGGAUGUGAUCAAUUGUGUGGACUUUGUGUUGUUUGGGGGUAUCAGUGAUAGACUGAUUAGCCAAUGAAUUUGUAGAUGAGUGGAAGACAUUAAAGAUAUAUUUCAUGUGAUUUAUAUGGAAUUGGUGUCAUAGAAAGUAUAUAUGACUUUUGGACUUCAUUUGCCUAAUCUUUUUGGCAACGAGAAAAAUCGCAGUGAUUAAGAUAAUAACAGAAGUAAAUCACUUAAGGGUGUUGACAACCUGAAGAUAAUAAUAACAGAAGUAAAUAAAUCACUGGAUGAAUUGAACAAGUAAUUUAGGAGAAGAAAAAUUAAAGUGACUUAACUGCUCUUUUAAUUUUAAGGUAAUUUUCAUCCACUUUCAUGUUGAUUUUGGACCACAUCAAACACUAACUUUAAGUGUAUCAUGUUUUUAGCAAUCAAAAUAUUAUAACUUCUACUUAAUCUACGUCGUCAUUGCAUACGCAUAUAUACACACAAUAUUGAUUAAAGAAUUAAGCAGCAACCAAGUUUGACUAGUUACAGCAUCACUAAGUGGUUAUCAAUGGCGGAACAUGCAUCUCCUGUCGAUUAUCACUACGAAGAAAAAGAAAAAGGGAAAUGACGAGGAGAGACUGUAGGAGUCGUCAUCAGAUGACGUCGACGGAGACGAGUAAAUGCCAAAA